AUGUUGCAGCUCUGGGAAAUCAGGGAGGAGUGGAUCUCAGCCUAUUUCAAGAACGUCUUCUGCGCAAGAAUGACAUCUACUCAGCGCUCAGAAAGCAUGAAUGCAUCCCUAAAGCGUAGUCUGUUAAAUGAGAAGCUUAGUCUGAACCGUUUUGCAGAACAAGUUACCAAACUAAUAUUCCAAAGGAGACAGGCAGAAAAUUUAAAGACAUAUGCAAUACAUUCAAAAACAAAUAAGAGAACCCAUUAUGGAUUUGAGCAUCAAUUCCAGCAACUUUAUACGAAGACUGUUUUCAAAGAGUACCAGGCUCUGCUGAAGAAAAGCACACUCUUCCGCAUAAAACCAAACCCAGACUACCCUGAACUUGAUGAGUACAAUUAUCUGGACUGUUCCGCCUACAUGUUUUAUGCCUGCUUGGACCACUCGAGGGUUGAUAGCAUUCCGAUCAGUUACAUACUAAGGAGGUACACUAAUGGAGUGCGACAUAGAGGAACUUUUGAUAGGAGAGAUUACAAGACACAAGCUUCUGAUGGAACCUCGUAUCUAUACCAGCAGAAUGAAGUACUACAGCUGGCUAUGAAAGUUGUUAGGAAAGCAACAUGCUCAGAAGAACAAUGGGCAAGAACAAAAGUUGGUCUGCAAUCACUGUAUGACGAACUUGAUGCAAUGGGUUCGUCAACACCAGAUAAUGAUGAAGAUGGUUCAGGCCAGUGCCCAGAUAUUGAUGAGUUUGAGCCUGAAGAAACUCACUUUUGGACAGAAAACCAACAGACAUAUCCUGAUUGUCCUAACCAGCAAGAUAAUCAGCCUGACAACGAUGGUAACAGUAUGCCGCAGAGGGUUAUACUACCACCACCUAAGUCCAAAACUAAAGGAAGCAGUAAUAAGGAACCUGGUGGCUCUAAACCUCCAGGAGCUAUGAAGAAAAAGGUGCAGAAGACUGUGAAGAGGGAAGGGAAGAACACUUGCAGUAACAAACAAAAGGGAAGUUCAUGA
This is a messenger RNA of Lolium perenne, 996 nucleotides long. NCBI's taxonomy places the organism in Eukaryota, Viridiplantae, Streptophyta, Magnoliopsida, Poales, Poaceae. The record is from RefSeq and is a predicted model, not a curated record.